Molecule: messenger RNA, 1714 nt
Organism: Nilaparvata lugens (brown planthopper)
Lineage: Eukaryota; Metazoa; Arthropoda; Insecta; Hemiptera; Delphacidae
Gene: Orc4
Product: origin recognition complex subunit 4
Exons: 8
Coding region: 300-1580 (426 amino acids)
Biological process (GO): DNA replication; DNA replication initiation
Cellular component (GO): nucleus; nuclear origin of replication recognition complex
Molecular function (GO): DNA replication origin binding; ATP binding; ATP hydrolysis activity
Source: RefSeq, a predicted model, not a curated record
AGGCAUUUGUCGUUGUUUCCCGCGUAUUCCCGUAUCGUCUAUUUGUUUUUAAUUUGUUGUUUGCUGUUUGAGUUAUUACAAGCUUGUGUUUAUUCUUUUCUAAUCAAUUAUAAUAAUUUCAUCAGUGAAGAUUCGAUUUAAUUAGUUGAGUGUUAAAAGUUCUAUUUUUUAUCUUUUCACUUUAUUGUAAUGUAUCCAAAUAUUAGGCAUGGUCAAAAUCGCCAAUGAAAUUAGGUUAGGUCAUGUUAUUUUCCAAUUCGCUCUAUUAUUAUGAACAUUAAUUUUAAAAGAUAGCAAAAAUGCCAUCUCAUCAAAAAAAUAAAUCAGCUCCUGUGCAUUUGUGCAGGAGGCUUCUCAAGGAAAAAAUCAGUUCGUUGAGAGUAAUGGAUGAUCUUGAUUCUGAACUUUCUCAAGUGUCAUUCUUGAUGGAGAGAACUGUCAAUGCGAGUGAAAGUGAUUCUGUCCUUAUUAUAGGACCUCCAGGCUGUGGAAAAACAAUGCUAGUCAAAGAAGCUCUACAGAAUUUGAAAACAACCUGUGAUAAGGACAAAUAUAUUAGUGUGCAACUUAACGGUCUCAUCCAUACUGAUGAUAAUCUGGCACUUAGAGAUAUCAUCCAUCAGAUGAAUGUAGUUUUUGACGGAACCAAGGUGACCAGUAACUUUUCAGAGAAUCUGCAGCUGCUUCUGCACUCUCUUAGAAAUGGCGAGGAUAAAAUUUCAAAAGCUGUUAUCUUCGUUUUAGAAGAAUUUCAUCUAUUUUGUGCUCACAGAAAUCAGACUCUUCUGUACAAUCUGUUCGAUACUGUUCAGUCAACAAGGGGUGUCUGUGUGAUUGGCCUAACUUCCCGUCUGGAUGUGGCGGAAAUGCUGGAGAAAAGAGUCAAGUCUCGGUAUUCGCACAGACAAAUACUACUGCUGCAACCUGCUACUAUUGAGAAGAGAAUGCAACUAUUCAAGGAGCUCCUUAUUCUACCAAAUGAUCGCAGUCGAAACAGUAUAGAUUCUGCGUACAGAGACAAAUGGAAUAAGAAUAUCGAGUCGCUAGCAAAAGACAAUCGGGUCAUUCGUUGCGUUCAGAGACAACUGGAAUUGGAUGGCAGUGAGAGUGGAUUUCGAGUGUUCCUGAUGCUAUUAGUUUGUCAACUUGAUGUCGACUGUCCAUCUAUAACAAGUGAUGCGAUUCACAAUACUCAUAACAAAAUAUCUAACGAUGACAAAAUUACUUUACUGGAAGGUCUAUCAGUUUUGGAAAUCUGUUUGAUAAUCGCUAUGAGCCAUCAAAACGAAAUCUAUGAUGGGGAUCCAUUCAAUUUUGAAAUGAUUGCAAACAGAUACAUGAAGUUCGCCUCGCAAAACUCGUCCAUUCAAAUCAUGCAGAGGCCAGUCUUGUUGAAGGCCUUUGAAAGGAUAAAGCAUCUUGAGCUCAUAUCACCAGUAAGCUCAGCGGGUCGGAACUCGCACAAAGAAUUCCAGCUGUUCAAUUUCCUGCUGACAAAGGAGCAAGUGACUGCUGCUGUGAAUCGCUACUCGGGAAUGCCCACAGAUGUCACCCAGUGGGCUUCCAGUUCUUUAAUGUAACUUUUUUAAAUGUCUAUUACGAACAUCGUUUUUAAUAUCUGAGAGAGAAAUAAAAUUUCAAUUUAAUCAUUCGUUUCAACACGUGAAGUGAUAUUCUCUGUAUUUUCUAGUUUUAUUAAAUAAUGUUCUCUACA